Messenger RNA from Thermothielavioides terrestris NRRL 8126, 1362 nucleotides. RefSeq lists its product as uncharacterized. The coding region runs from base 114 to 1121 and encodes 335 amino acids. The record is from RefSeq and is a predicted model, not a curated record. The transcript has a single exon. NCBI's taxonomy places the organism in Eukaryota, Fungi, Ascomycota, Sordariomycetes, Sordariales, Chaetomiaceae.
UCUCCAACUCCGACAACAGCAAAACACAACACUGCGGCAGGUCCAGCCCUCAUCCAUAUCAACACCAACGCCCUAACCCUUAACCCGACUCACGCACAGAAGAACCACCCACCAUGUCAUCCGCGGAACCGCCCUCGGAGGGCCUCACGCCGGAGCAGCUGGCCGCCUUCCACCGCGACGGUUACCUCAUCAUCCCGGACGCCCUGAGCCCCGAGACCGUGUCGGCGCUGCUCGCCGAGACGCACCGGCUGCUCGGCACCCUUGACCUCUCCAACCACCCACUCACCCGCUUCCGCACCGGCGGCGAAACGGGCGAGGACCACGUCGGCGACGACUACUUCCUGACCUCGGGCGACAAGAUCCGCUUCUUCCUCGAGGAGGACGCCUUCGACCCGGUGUCGGGCGCGCUUACCAAGCCGCCGCACCGCGCCGUCAACAAGAUCGGCCAUGGGCUGCACAUGCUGUCGCCGCCCUUCGCCGCGCUCCUGCGGCCGCCGCAAACCCAUGACAAAACUGAAACCCCGGCGGUGGCCCCCGCCCCCGCGGCCGUGGCGCGCUCGCUCGGCUUCGCCGACCCGCGCGUGCUGCAGAGCAUGGUGAUCUGCAAGCAGCCCGAGAUCGGCGGGGCGGUGCCGGCGCACCAGGACUCGACCUUCCUGUACACGGACCCGCCGAGCGCGGUCGGGUUCUGGUACGCGCUCGAGGACGCGACGCACGAGAACGGCUGCCUGAGCUUCCUGCCCGGGUCGCACCGCUGGGCCGGGGUCGAGCGCCGCCUGGUGCGGAAGCCGGGAGCAGCUGAGGGGACCGAGAUGGUGCCGAAUGAAGCGGGGCAGUUGUUUCCUGUGCCCCGGGUGGAGGGGGAGGGGGUGUAUGGGGACCAACAUGAGGGUGUUGGGGGAGAGGAGAGGAGGAAUGGGGAGUAUGUCCUUGGCGAGGUGAAGGCGGGGACGCUGGUGCUGAUCCAUGGGAACUUGCUGCACAAGAGCGAGCGGAAUCUGAGCCAGAAGGGGAGGAUCAUCUACACGUUCCACAUCAUUGAGGGCGCCGAGGGUUGGAAGUAUGAUGAGCGCAACUGGCUGCAGCCGCCGCCGGAAGGGUUUACGAAGCUGUAUGGUUGACGGAGAGUGAGAAAGACAAUAAGAGCUUGCUGGCACUGGCCCAGGUAGCUGGCCACGGGAGAGGCUUAUCAACUACGCUGUCAUCAUCACGGGACAGGUCAUGGUAAACGAGGAGUCGCGGCAUUGUGCGUUGAGCUAGUUAUAAUGUACAACCAACCCCUGAAAAAAACUGCCCCUUUGAUGUUGUUUAUCUUCCAGUAUGAGACCUCAACCUCCCCAGAGCAACCGCCCUCUGCCUCUG